AUGAAAAUAUAUUCAGUCCUCUUGCUCUUCACACCUCUCUUGGUCCUCUUCGCGCAUGUUCAAGGGCACUCAAUACGUUCCUUGCCAUUACAAAAAGCGUCGCAACUCGAAUCGAUCGUCGUACAUACACCGUCCCAACAGGCCGAACCCGAGUUUGAUAUCACGUUCAGAAUUCGAGGACAAGAUCAUGAUUUAAGGCUAAAACUAGAGCGAAACCCCUACCUUCUCGCACAUCACCCUCAGAUUCAGUAUCUUGACACAGAAGGAGUAGUCAAACGGACUGAGCCGUUCAUCGACGAAGAUCACAGAGUGUUCAGAGGUGGAGUUUGGAUUCAGGUCACCGGUCGGCAUUGGAAAAAGGUUGGUUGGGCGAGGAUAUACAUCGUUCGUGAUGGAGAUGAUCCUCUAUUUGAAGGUACAUUUAGUGCCUUUUCCCAGUAUUAUGACGUUAGGAUAUCAAGGGAGAUGGUUGGAAACACUGGUAUGCCCGCUCACGAUGGUCAUAUGGUUGCAUAUCACUCUUCGCGGGCAGAUCUGCGUCGUGAUAUAGAAGGCUCAACCGAGCAGCCCCGUUGCGCAGCUGACCCGGCGAUGCCACAUUUCCUGAACCCUCGAGUGAUAGGGGUUGAGGAUGUCUCGCAAGGGUUGUUUCCUGAUACAUCUUCUACUUUGGACAGACGUCAGUCCACUUUGACUACAGACGAUCUAGUCGAUAGUAUCGGCAAUCCCACUGGAUGUCCUACCAGCAGAAGAGUGGCUUUGGUCGGAAUCGCAACGGACUGUACAUAUACUGCAUCGUUCGACUCCACGGAAAGUCUCCGUCGGAGCCUUAUCAAUAUGGUCAAUACAGCAUCAGAAGUAUUUGAAAAUACUUUCAACAUAUCUCUUGCUUUGCACAACUUGACAAUCAGUGACGCGAAUUGUCCGGGUAGUGCUUCGGAUUCUGCACCCUGGAACGUUGGAUGCUCUGACGGAGACAUGAACUGGCGACUACAAGAAUUUUCUUCCUGGCGGUCUUCCCUCAACGACAGGGAAAACGCCUAUUGGACGCUCAUGACCGGUUGUCCAUCAGGUUCAGAGGUUGGUAUUUCAUGGAUAGGUCAACUAUGCAGCUCUCAGUCAAGCACGAAUGUAGUAGCACAAACCUCCAACCAGUGGCAGGUAUUCGCUCAUGAAUCGGGUCAUACAUUUGGUGCGGUUCACGACUGUGAUUCGAGCGCAUGCUCUUCUAGUACCCAGUGCUGCCCAUUAUCAUCGUCCACGUGUGAUGCGGAUGCUCAGUACAUAAUGAACCCGUACUCGAUGUCCUCCCAGACAGAAUUCUCACCCUGUACAGUUGGGAAUGUCUGCUCGUUACUAGGGUCUCGAAACAUGAGAACCAGCUGUCUUCUAAGCGACACGAGCAACAUACCCACUCUUACGGCUGGGGAAUGCGGGAAUGGGAUUGUCGAGGAGGGUGAGGAGUGCGACUGCGGCGACAAUUGUGAUGAUAACAGUUGUUGCGACGGAUCAACAUGUCGGUUUCGCGACGGUGCGGUCUGUGACGAUUCCGCCGGGCCGUGCUGUACAAACUGCCAAUUUGCAUCGUCCGGCACCGUGUGUCGUGAAAGUACUGGAAGUUGCGAUAUUCAGGAAACCUGCACUGGAAACUCCAGUUCGUGUCCCACUGACAGAUAUGCGCCCGAUGGACAAACCUGCGGCAACUCAUCCGGUCUAUUUUGUGCCAGCGGAGAAUGUACCAACCGAAAUAGGCAAUGUCAACAGCUACUCAACACAAAUAGCACGGGCGUGUCCUCGUGCAAUAAUGAUUCCUGUACCCUCAGUUGCUCGGUUGACUGGUAUGGAUCCGGGGUUUGCAUGGGCAUGAACCGGCAGGUGCAAGAUGGUACUCCCUGCUCUGAUGGGUUCUGUCGAAGUGGGAGGUGUCGGUCUGACAGUGAGGAUGGCAGCUCAUGGGUGGAUCGCCAUCGCUCUCUGAUCAUUGGCCUGUCUGCAGGGAUCGGUGGGGCCUUGGUCCUUGCAGUACUGGUGGGUAUAAUCAUUUGCUGCUGCUGCCGUCGCAAGAAGGCUCCAAAGAAGGCCAUUCCACCAGCAACACCGGUCACAGGGCAGGUUCCCCAUGUACCUCCUCCAUACUCCCCUGCCAGCCCUACCAGGUCUAUACCGGCACCAAAUUAUCGGUAUGCAUGA
Aspergillus pseudotamarii is the source of this 2190-nucleotide messenger RNA. RefSeq names its product ADAM family of metalloprotease ADM-A (gene admA). Lineage: Eukaryota; Fungi; Ascomycota; Eurotiomycetes; Eurotiales; Aspergillaceae. The transcript is spliced from 3 exons. Bases 1 to 2190 code for a protein of 729 amino acids. Gene Ontology annotation, molecular function: metalloendopeptidase activity. The record is from RefSeq and is a predicted model, not a curated record. Gene Ontology annotation, biological process: proteolysis.